UAGUACAAAAGAUACCACCAGCUCCUCAGCUAAUAUUUUGUUUCGCAUACUUGCUUCGGAAUUGUAUUUUUUUAGGCUUAACAGUUUAUGGUCACACAACAUUGACUUCACUCGUUCGCUCUUAUCUGGAUCAAAAAAAGGGGGCCAUCAACUACGUUUGUGCAAUAAAACCUGUUCUAAGCUGAACCAGUCAUGUCCUCAUCUGACAGAAAACUGCGCUUCGAUAAUCGCGUGGCGGUGGUAACUGGAGCCGGCGCUGGAUUAGGGCGUGAAUACGCUCUUUUACUGGCUGAACGCGGCGCCAAGGUUGUAGUUAACGACUUGGGAGGAUCCCACUCAGGGGAAGGUGCUUCCCAACGCGCUGCCGAUAUCGUGGUCGAGGAGAUCCGACGUGCUGGAGGAGAGGCGGUUGCCGACUAUAAUUCGGUUAUUGAUGGGGCAAUGGUCAUCGAAACAGCCCUAAAGGCAUUUGGCCGCGUCGAUAUUUUGAUCAAUAAUGCCGGCAUCCUCCGUGAUCGUAGCCUGGCUAAGACCAGUGAGCAAGACUGGAACCUGGUGAACGAUGUUCACUUAAAGGGUAGCUUCAAGUGCACUCAAGCCGCGUUCCCGCACAUGAAGGCUCAGAGGUAUGGUCGCAUCAUCAUGACUUCAUCUAAUUCUGGCAUUUACGGGAACUUUGGCCAGGCCAAUUAUUCAGCGGCCAAGAUGGGUCUCGUCGGCCUGGCCAAUACAGUGGCCAUUGAAGGCGCUCGGAACAACGUUUUGUGUAAUGUGAUCAUCCCUACGGCGGCCAGUCGCAUGACUGAGGGUAUUCUUCCAGACAUACUUUUCAACGAACUAAAACCUAAACUUAUCGCUCCAGUUGUGGCUUAUUUGUGUCAUGAGUCCUGCCAGGAUAAUGGAAGCUAUAUUGAGAGUGCCGCCGGUUGGGCCACGAAAGUACACACUGUGCGAGGAAAAGGAGCCGUUCUACGCCCCUCGCUGAUAGACACCGUAACCCCAGAGUACGUUAAAAAUGUCUGGUCUAAUGUGACGGAUAUGUCCAAGGCUAAACACUUAAACGCCAUCGGAGAGGCUUCCGGUUACCUCCUGGAAGUGCUCGAGAAGAUGAAGGAAGGCGACACAAUAGAGGACUACUUUGAAUUUGACAACAAGCAGCUCAUCUUGUACGCACUUGGCAUCGGUGCAUCAGUGAAAAACACUGAAGAAAUGCGAUUCCUUUACGAAAAUGAUUCGAAUUUCGCACCCAUUCCAUCUUUUUUCGUUCUACCUGGCUUAUUACUCCAAAUGUCCUCCGAUAAACUGAUCAGCAAAGCCCUACCCGGCAAGCAAGUGGACUUUUCAAACAUUUUGCACGGCGAGCAGUACCUUGAAAUCGUCGACGAAUUGCCUACCAGCGGCACUCUGCUCACAACUGGCAAAGUGUUUGACGUAAUGGAUAAGGGCUCCGGAGCCGUGGUCGUCACGAACACCGAAUCCUUUGAUGAAAAUGGUCGAUUGCUGGUUCGCAACCAGAGCAGCACCUUUGUCGUCGGUGCUGGAAAAUUUGGAGGCAAAAAGGAUCCGAUUGCUGGAGUUUUCCCAUUGCAGCCAAAUCCCAAAGGCGAGCCAGACGCUUUUGUACAGUAUGUCACAAACUAUGAUCAAGCCGUACUCUAUCGCCUUUCUGGCGACCGAAACCCACUGCACAUCGAUCCCCAAAUGGCUCUUUUGGCUGGAUUUAAGACACCUAUUUUGCACGGACUAUGCACUUUGGGCUACUCUGUGCGCGCUGUACUUUCCCAGUAUGCAGAAAAUAAUCCAACUCUUUUUAAGGCUGUAAAAGUUCGCUUUUCGGGACCCGUACUCCCAGGCCAGACUUUGCGAGUGGACAUGUGGCUAAGGGGCACAAGAGUCCACUUCCGCACUGUCGUCGUUGAAACAGGCAAAGAGGUUAUCUCGGGCGCCUACUUGGAUCUUAAAAGCACUAAAGCCAAACUAUAAGCGCAUCUUAGGGUCUUCAGACUAUGAAGUACCUCAACAUGAGGAAUUAACUUUGUACAGCUGUUACGAUUUGGUAAUCAAAUUUUAUUUGAAAACUGUGCAAUAGCUACGGUGGUAGUUUAGUUUUACUGUAUAUUUUUAUAUUCAUCAAUAAAUAUUUCCACAAAAUUAA
Molecule: messenger RNA, 2155 nt
Organism: Drosophila ananassae
Lineage: Eukaryota; Metazoa; Arthropoda; Insecta; Diptera; Drosophilidae
Gene: Mfe2
Product: peroxisomal multifunctional enzyme type 2
Exons: 3
Coding region: 193-1983 (596 amino acids)
Molecular function (GO): oxidoreductase activity
Source: RefSeq, a predicted model, not a curated record